Molecule: messenger RNA, 489 nt
Organism: Ogataea haglerorum
Lineage: Eukaryota; Fungi; Ascomycota; Pichiomycetes; Pichiales; Pichiaceae
Exons: 1
Coding region: 1-489 (162 amino acids)
Source: RefSeq, a predicted model, not a curated record
AUGGCAGGAGAUGGAAAACAGGCGGGGGAUGCCGCCUUCCCGCUGUGUAGACGGAGGCUGCCGUCGAAAGCAUGCUAUGGCCAGCCGGAAUUGAUACUAUGCCGAUCCGUGGCUGCAGUUGACGUCGCUGAGGAGAACUACAUCGCGGGAACCAGUGGGGUGGAGCUCUGGGUCGAGAGAAAUACGCUCUGCCGCCCUCGUCCCUCCACAAACAGACUCCCAGAGCCCCUUGUUGCGCGGCGAGUUCGUAUCGCGAGCUACUCCGACAUCUUUCUUAUCGCACCGGGUAACACGACAGGGAACUUGUUGCGGUGCCAGUUGCGGAUGUCCCUGCGACGGCCGUGCUCCGCAGGCUCUCUGGAGGGCAGCGUGGCCCAUGCGCAGUCGCCAGACCGCACACGCGCCGAACCAGGCUCAGAUUUCUGCUACUCGCAUAAUCAGCCCCAAAAGUUCGCUAUCUCUGUUUCGUCUUUGCACGACGAUGACUAA